This is a messenger RNA of Gasterosteus aculeatus aculeatus (three-spined stickleback), 1551 nucleotides long. RefSeq names its product B cell receptor associated protein 31 (gene bcap31). Lineage: Eukaryota; Metazoa; Chordata; Actinopteri; Perciformes; Gasterosteidae. Gene Ontology annotation, cellular component: endoplasmic reticulum membrane; endoplasmic reticulum. Gene Ontology annotation, biological process: intracellular protein transport; endoplasmic reticulum to Golgi vesicle-mediated transport. The record is from RefSeq and is a predicted model, not a curated record.
UUCCUGAGAAGAUUGUCGUUAAGACACCGGAAGCCGGAAGUGUCUUUCAACCGGAAGACAGGCCAAGCAAGAGGCUACCCACCAGCUAACCUGCGGCCUGUGCUCCUCACCAGCGCGUCCACCCGUCAGUCCGAGUGUCUUCGCGGGACUCUUCCCAGAUUAAAGACUUCUGUAUUUGAUCUUCAGGGGACGAGAUGAGUCUUCAGUGGACGGCCGUGGCCACCUUCCUCUAUGGAGAGGUCUUCUUCGUCCUGCUGCUCUGCAUCCCGUUCAUCUCCCCCAAGAGGUGGAGUAAGAUCUUCAAGUCUCGGCUCAUCCAGACCAUCGCCAUCUAUGGGAACACCUCCUUCAUGGUGGCCAUCGCCAUCCUCGUCUUCCUGCUCAUCGACGCCGUCCGGGAGGUGAGGAAGUACAGCGUGACGGAGAAGGUGGAUCUGACCAACAACCCGACGGCCAUCGAACACAUUCACAUGAAGCUGUUCAGAGCGCAGAGGAACGAGUACAUCGCCGGCUUCGCCCUGCUGCUCUGCCUACUCCUGCGGCGUAUCGCCACCCUGCUCUCCCAGCAGGCCACGCUCAUGGCGUCCAACGAGGCCUUCAGGAAGCAGGCGGAGGGCGCCAGCGCCGCCGCCAAGAAGUACAUGGAGGAGAACGAGCUGCUACAGGAGAAACUCCAGGACGCGGGCGUGGAGGGACUGGAGGGCGGAACCAAAGGAGGCGCACAGGGGGAGAGCAAGGGUCUGAAGGAGGAGGUGAAGACACUGAAGGAGGAGCUGGAAAGCAGCAGGAAAGCUCUUCAGAAGUCUGACAGCGACGUUCAAGCGAUGAAGAAACAGGCGGAGAAUCUGACUGUAGAAUAUGACCGACUGCUGGAGGAGCACAGCAAGCUGCUGGCAACCAGCGACAAGAAGUGUGACUGAGGAAGGCGGGCCGUGUGCAGCGUCAUCGUGAUGUCACUUCCUGUCCUGCAUCAGCUGACUGAUUAUGAUUCUGAGCGAUGAAUGUUUGGACGUCUUUGUACGAGUUCAACAAGUAAUAAAUAAAGUCGAUCCUCUGCACGCGCAUGUUGGUGCUGUUGGACUCCUACAAAGUUUCGUCUUUAUGGAGACAAACGCCGACAAGUAAAUUGUCUUUUUUGGGUGUUUGUUUAUAUUUGAGUGUUUACGCUUUACUUUUGUUUUCUGCGUCUCAAGGCUUCACCUGCCUGUUAAAACUGAACUUCCUGUUCAUUGGAUGAGCAACACAGUUCUGUGACAUCACAGCAGGAAACACGUUCAUAAUGUCAUUGAAGCAAUUCGACUUUAUGAUCUCAGAAUGUUGAAGGGGAGAAACUUUUAUUUUGAAAAUCCUGUUUGUUCCUCCGGUUGAGGUUUCACUUUAAAAUCCGAUGUGUUCAGAGAGCAAAGUCAUUCCAGUCGACUUAUUGAUGAGAAGUUAUUGCUUGUGAUCGGUUGAGUCCUGUUUACGUUGUUUAUUUCUACGGUUUGUUUCCGUUUUCUCUCCUUGUUUUAAUUGUUCUGGUAACUGAAAUAAACACGCGGCACAAACUGA